AGAGCGUCUGGCGUGGAGAUUUCCGGGACCUGCAGGAGCCGAAGGCUUUUCCCUCACUGGAUAUGGCUGCGGCCGGCGAGCGACCCAGUCGUCCGUGAGGAAAGGGAGGCCAGGCUUUUCCGAGAUCGUCUCAGCGAUGGCGCUUCGGUCGCGGUUCUGGGGGUUGUCCUCGGUUUGCAGGAACCCUGGGUGCGGGUUCGCAGCUCUCUCCACCAGCUCCAAGCCAGCGGCGACACCUGAGGUGCACCCCGUGGAAAACGAAGCUGUCGCCCCAGAGUUCACCAACCGGAACCCCCGGAACCUGGAGCUCUUAUCUGUAGCCAGGAAAGAGCGGGGCUGGCGGACCGUGUGGCCCUCCCGCGAGUUCUGGCACAGGUUGCGAGUUAUAAGGACUCAGCAUCAUGUAGACGCAUUUGUGGAGCAUCAAAAUGGCAAGGUUGUGGUUUCGGCAUCCACUCGAGAAUGGGCUAUUAAAAAGCACCUUUAUAGUACCAGAAAUGUGGUGGCUUGUGAGAGCGUAGGCCGAGUGCUGGCACAGAGAUGCUUAGAGGCAGGAAUCAACUUCAUGGUCUACCAACCAACGCCAUGGGAGGCAGCUUCGGACUCGAUGAAACGACUACAAAGUGCCAUGACAGAAGGUGGUGUGGUUCUACAGGAACCUCGGAGAAUCUAUGAAUAAAUGGAAGCAUUAAUUGUUUUGAACAUAUAAAACCAUCAACUACUACAGCCGUGAAAAGAGAACAUCGAAAGAACAGCCAGCAUGGAAGUUUUACAGCAGUAAUGUCACAGUGGAGUAUUAUUUGUAGUUAAGGUCAUCCUCCUCCCCUUUCUGUUUUUUUAAAUCAGGAACUGCAGUCUGCCCCUCUCUUGGACUUGAAACAGAUCUAAGAAAAGCAGUCAUCAAUUAUAAUUAACUUUCAAAGGACAAGUCAGAAGUUGUUUAUAAAUUACAAAAUAAAUGCAUAUUAUGAACUC
This is a messenger RNA of Saimiri boliviensis boliviensis (Bolivian squirrel monkey), 975 nucleotides long. RefSeq names its product mitochondrial ribosomal protein L18 (gene MRPL18). Gene Ontology annotation, molecular function: structural constituent of ribosome; 5S rRNA binding. The record is from RefSeq and is a predicted model, not a curated record. Lineage: Eukaryota; Metazoa; Chordata; Mammalia; Primates; Cebidae. Gene Ontology annotation, cellular component: ribosome; mitochondrion. Gene Ontology annotation, biological process: translation.